AAAAUAUUCAUCAGGAUGAAUGUAUCCUGUUUGAGGAAUAAAUGUUAGAAUAAUUCUUAUAACAACCAAGAUCCAAUAAAGUCCCAUUUUUCUUUUUAUUGGUAUAGCAGAAAACUGUUAAGAAAGUUAUUUCAUAUAGGAAAACCGCGUGGCAAUUUAUUACGCAUGCGCGACCACGUACGAUAUUUGGACGACAACACAACUGCCAACAAACACUUGUGCCUUUUGAUAGUAUUUUAUUAACUGUUCAUUUGUUUAUUGCAUAUAUUACAUUAUGUCCAGUGGUGGAUGGGAAUUAGUUGGAAGAAGUAAGAAAGAUAAAAACAAUGGAAAAAUUAAUAAACUUACAAAGGCCGAAAAAAAGAAAUUUAUCGAAAAUGCUCCAAAAGUGGAAGAUUUUCUUCCUUUAAGUCAAGUAAAAACUUUAUAUGAUAACUUAGAUAACAAUAAAGAAAAUAAAAAGCCAUCAAAGGAGAAAGAAAAUAAAACAAAAGAAAAUGAAGAAAAAAAAAAACAACAAAAACAACAAUCUGAGAAAAAAAAACAUGAACCUAAAGAAAAGCCACCAAAGUCUAUAAAAGAUGCAUUAAAUAUGAUUAAUGUAGCAGAGCUUCACAAUGUUUUCAUUAAUAGUCAAACAAGAUUUCCUGAAGCUCCAUUAAUUUGGUUGAAAGAUCUUGCUGCUUUUCUUAAUAUAAAAAUACCUGUUGAUAAAGAAGAUGUAAUCUUCUCUGGAAAAUCUAAAGAUUAUCCUUUAAGUAUAGUACCUAAAUCAAUUUCUUCUGUAUUAGAAAAAGCAAUUGACAUGGCAGGCAAACAAACAGUACAACUUUUUUAUGAAAAUACUCUUACUACUAUGGCUACUGAUAUGGUAAAAGGGUCACCUGUUUUGGGUCAUAAAAUAUUUUUGCAACUUUUAGCAUAUAUUAAUCCUGAAAUGACAAUUUCUAACAUUUCAAAAUUAAUCAGAAUAAAAAAUUCUUAUCAAAAUAGAAAAAAUAUUGGUCUCUCUUUAUUGUGGGCAAUAUCACAAGCUGGUAGAAAAAACUUAGCUGUGGGUUUGAAAGUGUGGCAUGAAGUAAUGUCUCCCAUGUUAGUAAAAAGUUACUGUAGUUAUGUAGCACAAAUUUUAAACAAUCUUGUGUUUGGACAUGAAACAUUUCAUGAUCUUAAACCAGAACUUUAUCUUGAUAUUGUAGAAGAUAUAUGUUCUGGAAAAUUUAAUGUUUCUGCUUCUAUAGGCAGAGAAAUUAAUAAUAGCAUUGAAAAAUUAAGAUCAAUUUUAUUUAAAAAUAAAAAUAUAAAUUAUGUAAAGCUAUUUGAGAUGUUAAUUACAAAAAUUACACAAAAAAUACAUGCAAAUUAUAGGGAUGAAUUAAUUAAAGCACUUGUGACUUGUUUGGCUACAGAUUCACUUUGUUUUUCUGUUUGGAAAUCUAUUUAUGCCAAAAAUUUAUAUCAAUCUCAUUUGAUUUUAUCAUAUAUUGAUACUAAGUGGCAUGUUUUAUAUACAACAUUGGAAAUAAAAUGUUUGAAAGAAACAUGUAUAGUAUUUCAAACAAUUAAUGAGAGAUGCAAAAAGAGUAAAGAUGAAGGUCUUGCUAAUAAUUGCAGUAAAUUAUGCAAGGCAUUAUUAUUGAAAAUGACAGCCUCUGCCAAUAAAAAAUUUCCCUGGAAAAAGGGAAUUAUUUUGUUAUUACUUUUUAUUAGCGUCAUUCUUGGUUAUGAUAUUUACAAACAUGAUGAUUUUAAAGCAUCUAAUACAAAUAAGUUCUUGAAAACAAGUGGAUUACUUGCCUGUGGACAACAAUCGUGGAUUAUAAUGCAGGAAUAUUCUUAUAAAGCACUUGAACUUGUAGAAGCUACUUCACCUGAAUAUUAUAAAGCAACUAUUGAAACAUGUCAACCUUAUAUCAAAUUAACUGGAAAUGUUUAUAUUAUAAUAAAAAAUCAUUUUUUUAAAAUUUAUGACAAUAUUCUGGAAUAUAUUGAAAAAAAUAGUCCUUUGAUUAUACAAACAAUAGAACAUUAUAUUCCGGGAAUGUUAGAUGAAAUUAAAUUACGAAGUAAUCAAGGAUUAGAAUACGUAAAAGUGUAUUCAAAUUUAUGUGUAGAAAAAUUAAAUGAACAUUCAAUUGCAACUCUUCAAUGGUUAGAACAUAAUGUUUUUGUUGGAAAAUUAAGUCCAGAAAAUUUGCAAAAUUAUGCCUCAAAAGCUAUUGAUACUACACAGACAUUGGCAAGUCAAACUUAUGAUUGGGUCUAUGAAAAGGUGCAAACUCUUUCUAAAGUUCCAUGAAUGAAAUUUAUCAAAAAUUAUGUACCAGUUUUAUUUUGGUGAUAAGGAAAAUCUCCUCUCAUACCUCUGCAUUUAGUUCUAUAAUUCCAAAGUUAAUAUUACACAUUUCCAAAUAUAUUAUGGUGGCCAUUUUGCCUGUGAUAUUUGAAAAAUGUAUUAUAUUCUGAUUGAUUAUGACAUUUUAAAAAUCUACAUAUUUAAUGAAAAUGUCAGUUUCUUUUUUACGUUAAUAUUGUCAAAAUACUAAUUAAAGUAAUAUAUAGACUACUAUAUGUAGUACAAAACUUAAAACUUCUUAUUUUAUACAUUCACUAAUAUAUUUUCAUUUAAUGUCUCUAAUAUGGUGUUCACAAUAAUAAUAUAAAAAUUGAUUUAUGAUCAAA
Apis florea (little honeybee) is the source of this 2682-nucleotide messenger RNA. It is a transcript of the gene Tmem214, whose product is annotated as Transmembrane protein 214. Gene Ontology annotation, cellular component: endoplasmic reticulum; Golgi apparatus. Lineage: Eukaryota; Metazoa; Arthropoda; Insecta; Hymenoptera; Apidae. The record is from RefSeq and is a predicted model, not a curated record.